Messenger RNA from Symbiodinium sp. CCMP2592, 4302 nucleotides. NCBI's taxonomy places the organism in Eukaryota, Dinophyceae, Suessiales, Symbiodiniaceae. The record is from the annotation of a GenBank genome assembly.
AUGACCUCCGUGAUGGACAUGCUGAUGAAGAAUGUGAGUGCGCAGGAGAUGGCGCGAGCCAGGCGGGCCAGCCAGCAGGUGGCGCAAGCUCCGGGGGAGCCUGCCACCAGCGCUGGGCCGCCGGCCGAAGACGACGCUGUCUCUGAGGCCCCACUUGCUUCAGAGAAGGGCGAUGCGAAACUGCCCGCCCUGCCACCGGGUGUCCACCGAUUCAUGAAACAGACCCGGGCAAACCUGGACAAGAGCACCUACCGGAGAUUUCAAGCGGUGCAUUGGGGUGAGGCAAGGGAUGCGGUGGCGAUCGCCUGGAAGGAAGAGGCAGAGAGAAUUCUCUGCGAUUUCGAGUUGAAAUCAUCCAAAGACGCACUUGCCUUCCUGCAGAGCAUGGACUUGUCCGUUGCCUCUUCAGCUACGAUUGAAGCAAAACGCUGUCUCUUGGUGGAGUCGCUGCAGAACGGCCGCAUUCAGCAGGUGGAAGACCGGCUGUGCCUGGUUGCCCUCAAGACACUCGCCCACCUAGAUGAAGUUCCUUCUGGCUUCAAUUUGCGAAGCCGUCCUGACGGCUUCCACGCCGAAUGGAGUGGGAAGAAGGGAAUGCUGCUCAAGGUGCACAAAUCCGCUGCUGCAGCCUGUGCUUUCUUGCAGAGUAUGCAAGCUGCUGAGCAGAGCGGGGCGGUGGAGAAGUCGCUCAAGGAGCUGGAAAAUCAAGGCUCAGCAGCAGGGGAGUCGCAGAAAGCUAUCCGGGCACUGCUGAAGCAUUCGAGCUCGCAAGAACUGGGCCAAGCCGUGCUGGAACUAGCCGAUGCUGAGACUGAGACGCCUGCCGUGCUUGCAACUGCCGAAGACAUUACGGCGGAGUUCCUAGCACCCAUGUCGCAGAUGGGGCCGGAGCUGUGUGUCGCCGAGGUUGGCGUGUACAAGGGAAUGCUGAGGUAUCUGCAUUCUGCGACCGACCCUCGCGGCCUCCUGGCUGCCACUUCCGAUCUUGUCUGCCGGGACUUGAUCUUGAGUUCUGGGACGCCCCUGCGGGACGUGCUGAAGACACCCGAGCUGCAGGAACGCUGGAAGGCUCUCGACGUGAAACCAGUGGGCAUGGUGGUGCAAGGAGGGGCGUCGCCGCAGCAGCAUCACGAAGAUCUGGAGAUCCUGCGGCAGGCAAAUCCGUCCGCCGAGCAGCUGCUGUUUAUGUCCUUCCCCGGGCCUAUUUCAUGGCAGGUGCAAUUCAACAACGGUCUCCAGUGCUGUAGAGCGGAGCCGAACUCCCACGUGGGUCGGAGAGCGGGUAGGACCAGCUUCACAGCAGCCAGACUGGAACAGCUGGGCGUCACGUUCGAGGACGAAGCACGGGCACUGGCACUGAGGGCCAUCCAAGCCACCACGGAAGCAGGGAUGCAGCGGGUUGAGAGACGCACCCAAGCCCAGAUCAUACCCGUGCCUCCUGAUGGACUUUGCUGCUACCAUGCCCUGAUUGCCGGCCUCGACUGCAUAGACCGAACGUCGUUGGGCUUCGCCAGGAACAGUCGGCAACAGCGGCUGGAAGCAGGGGCGGCUUACGCACUCCGGAACCUGGCGCUGGAGGCAACAGCCGACCUGGAAUUUCCGGAGUGGCUGGCGCGGCUCGCCCACAACGCCGCCCAGCAGAUGCCUGUGGACGUGCAAGAGCUGCACUGGCUUGCACGUUCGCUGGAGCUGCGGAUACGGUGCACCGUGGACGCAGAGGUGCUGCAGUGGGUUGUCGGCAUCAACGAGGAUGCCAUCUAUGGGGAUUGUACCGACGACACCUAUGACGUCCAUGUGUACUUCCGCUGUCUCACAGGCGAGGACGGCAGACGAUGCAGCCACUUUGAUCUUCUUCUCCCGUAUUCCGAAGGCGAUGAGCAGAUCGGAAUGGUGAUCCCCGUGCCGCCUACAGUGAAGCCCGCCCCUGUUUGUGAAAUGUACAAUGAUCGGUUUCCUGGCCAGCAGAUGGAACCGAUGAACGACAAGCCUGAGGAGCAGAAUCAGGAGAACGUUUUGCAGGGGGAUGAAGUUGAGACGAUGGCCCCGCAGAUCACGGAGGAGCAGAAGGACAAACAGGCCGAGUCCCAGGAGCAGAGAGGGGAGCAGAUAAAGGAGGGAACGGCCAACAGCGAGUCCCCGGAACAGGGCGAGGAGCCGCCGAUGCCUGCGGAGACCCCGAAGCUACUGACGGAGAAUCGCCAGGAUGAGAAUGCAGAGAAAAAGGAGGAGGACACUGAGACCAAAGGUGAGGCCAAGAACGAGCUCCCGCAGCAGAGGCAGAAUCAGCAGGUGGACAUCCCAGACAAGAAUAAGGAUGAGGCAGGUGAGACCAGUCAUCAGGGGCUUGAACAGCAGCAAGAGCAGGCUGACAAGCAGUUGCAUGAUGAGCAGAGGGAAGUUGAGGAACUGGAGGAAGAGGACAAGGGCGAGGGAGGGGAGGAGCAUCAGGAAAGCAACAACGGGCAGCAGGAAGAGGAGCAGCGGCAGGAAAACAACCAGGGGCUGCAAGAAAAGAGUCAGGGAGGGAAGGAGCAGGAGCAGGAACUCAGUGAGGAAGCGGAGGCAGAUGAAAAAGGCGAGGGCGAGGAGAAGGAGCAGGAAGUUGAUGCUGAACAGGAGGAAGAUGAUGAGGGCGAAGGAGAGGAGGAGGAGGAGGAGGAGGAUGAGGAGGAGCAGGAGAAGGAGGAGGAGGAGGAGGAGGAGGAGGAUGAGAAGGAGGAGGAGGAGGAGGAGGAGCAGGAAGAUGACGAAGGUGAACAAGCAGAGGAGGAGGAGGUGCACGAAGUCGAUCCGGAAGUGGAGCCAGAUGAGGAGUCGAGACCUGCCAACAUGGAGACCAUGCUUUCCAUUGGCAAAAUGGAGAUCCUUCAGAGCAUCUUCCAGGGAGAGAAAACGUUGGAGAUCCGCAACCGGCAACUACGGCCUGGCCGCACCUGGGUGUGUCUCAAGGACCGAGUCUACGGCACCGUGGAUGUGGGCAAGCCCUUCCGCAUCUCUGACCCGAAGUUAUGGAAAGCCAGGAAAGCUGACCACUGCGUGCAGAGCAACGUGCCAAUGUACGGAGAGAAGACGUGGGCCAACCCCGUGUCCAACCCUCGUAAGCUCCCAAAGCCUCUUGCCUUUUAUCGCAAACACGGGGCCAUCGGCUCUGUCAAGUACAGGCCAGCGGAGGGAGCCAAGAACAAGAAGGAAGACAAGAAGGGUGAGGAGACGAACGAGGAAGGUGACCAGUCUCAAAGCACCACUUCGGCGUCCGCUCCCAAGAAGUAUGCCGUGGCCACUCUGUCCCGCACCCUCAUGGACAGAGUGCGGGAGGCAGCCAAUCAGAAGCUGAAGAGCUUCGAGCUCCUCACCACCAGCAGAUACACUGCUGGUGGUGAGAUGCUUCUGGUGCAGACCAAGACGGAUAACAAGGUGGCUAUCCAGGCCUCGCUUGUGCAGCACAGGCGGCUGACGACCACCUGGGAGCUCACCAAGGCUGCUGCCUACAAGCAGGCCACGGCACCCGAACAGACGGCGUGGAAAGCCAGGUUGCACCAACACCUGGCCGUCUACAGCUGUCGGCUCAGCAACCUCCGAGCCCCGUCGACAAAUAUACGACUUCGGGGCGGCCACGGCUGCAGGAGGACGGUGGCCGUGGAAUCCGAUGUCGUGGAGGAGGAAGCCACUCCGAAGGCAGAGAUCCCCGCUCUCAGCCUCCGGGACACAGCUCGCUACUUUUUGCAGCGUCUGUCGGAGGCAGAUCGAGGGAAGCUGAGCGCUAACGUCAAAGGGCUGAAUGGCUGCGAAAUCAAGCUGGGCAGCACUUGCUCAGGGACAGAUGUGUGCACGAACGUGUUCAAGCACACGCUGCAGUUCCUGGCCGAGCAACACCAGGUCUCCAUCAGCGUCAAACAUGUGCUGGCAGUGGAGCUGGAUAAAGGCAAGCGCGAUUUUCUGAUGCGCGCACACAAGCCCACCUUCUGCCUUUUCGAAACGGUGGACAUGUUCGCCAAGGGCAAGACUGCAUUCUGCCACACGUGCCGGCGAGUACACGAGGCGCCUGACGUCGACGUUCUUGUGGUCGGCUCCAGCUGCAAGUCCAUUUCAAGGAUGAACAACUCGCGGACAGACUACCAGGAUUGCUACCAGAAAGGCAAGGGCUGUUCUGGGAGCACGUACCAGAAUGGUGUCCUGCAAGCGAGCAAAGAGUUGGCUCCAGCCCUUCUCUUCUUUGAGCAAGUCGUAGGCAUUUUGGAUUCGCCGGUGCAGAAGAACGGCAAGAGAAAGACUCCUUUGGUCCAGGCCGGUCGGGGAACAUGA